UGCCAUGACAGCGUCUUUUGUUGAUAGUGGAGCUGAGGCUCAGAUAGCUAACAGCUAACGUGUUUAACUCCAGCCGCAGUUUUCUGUCAGUAUAAUUAAAGUUUCCGGAUCCCUGUGAGUCUGCGCAGUGCGGCACGAUGCCGCCGAAGGCUAAAAGCAAGAAGAAGGGCGGGAACGUGAAGUCUUCCACGGUGGUGGACGGUCUGUCCACGGAGGACAUGUCCAAGGAUCAGCUGGAGGACCACAUCAUCCACCUCCGGGAGGAGCUGGACCGCGAGCAAGAGGAGAAAAGCUACUUCCAGCUGGAGAGAGACAAGAUCCAGGCCUUCUGGGAGAUCUCCAAGAGGAACCUGGACAAGACGAAGGCCGAGCUGAGGAACAGGAGCCGGGAGAGAGAUGAGGCUGAGGAGCGCCACCGAGUCGAGAUCGAAGUCUAUAAGCGGAAGCUGAAGCACGUCCUGUCUGAGCAGCACAAUGCCAUCACUGAGCUGAAGAUGGAGGCCGUCUCUGCGUCCUCGCUGGUCGAGAAGAAGCACGUGCAGUCUGAGAUCGCGCUCCACAGAAACGUUCAGGGUCUGCAGGCGGAGCUCACGGAGAAGAAGUUCCACAUCAAGAGCCACAUCAAAGCGCUGCAGCUGAAACAUCAGACGGAGCUGAUGGAGCUCACCAACCACUACGAGCACAGGAUCAGAGACAUCGAGGUGAAGUAUCAUAAGAAGAUGCAGAUGAUGAUCCAGGAGGAGAAGAAGAAGCGUCAGGUGGCGGUUGCCGAGCUCGACGAGAGGAUGAAGAGUCGAGAGGCGGCUCUGAUUGAGGAGCACGACCGAGCUCUGCGGAGAGUCGAGGAGCAUUUCACGUCCACUCGGGAGAGACUGCUGACAGACCAGAGGACGCUCAAGGAGGAGCUCACGGAGGCGCAGAAGCAGCAGGCUCGGGUGUCCCGAGAGUUCUCCAAGGCUCAGGAGGAGAACAGAAGCCUGAAGGAGGCUCUGCCGGAGGCCCAGCGGGAUCUGGCUGAGCUGCGCCGCCGGCUGGAGGAGCACAACCGCUGCAAGGCCCAGAUGCUGGAGAGCCGGGCUCAGAUGAAGGUCGUGGAGAGGGAGCUGAGAGAUCUGACACUGGAGCACGAUCUGCUGCUGCAGGCCUCUGAGAAGGUGCAGCAGGAGCGCGACGAGCUGCUGAAGAAGCAGAGGGACGCCAUCAUGGACGUGCAGCAGAGGAGCGAGCUGAAGGCGGUGAUGUUGGAGAGGAAGCUGGCAGCGCUCACUGAAACCUUGGAGAAGAAGGAGGCUCAGCUGUGCGCCGCGCUCUCGGCCUCCAGCGCCGAUCCGACGGCAGCAGGCAGCGCCGCCAGCAGGCUGGAGGCCAUCGUGGAGCAGAAGCACAACACCAUCGCGGCCUUAAAGGAGGACCUGGCUCAGCAGCGUAAGGGGUACGACGAGCAGAGGGAGGGGCUGAAGACUUGAACCUGCGCAGCAGAUCCUGGAGGGACCGGCCGCCACGAACUUGCCGCCACGGAUUUGAAAAGAAGUUAAACUCUUUCAAAAUAAAACGCAUUUCCUUCUGAA
Molecule: messenger RNA, 1568 nt
Organism: Maylandia zebra (zebra mbuna)
Lineage: Eukaryota; Metazoa; Chordata; Actinopteri; Cichliformes; Cichlidae
Product: dynein regulatory complex subunit 4
Biological process (GO): flagellated sperm motility
Cellular component (GO): microtubule; motile cilium; Golgi apparatus
Molecular function (GO): small GTPase binding; microtubule binding
Source: RefSeq, a predicted model, not a curated record